GUUGGUGAAGUGGAGAGCAUGGCGGCGUCUGGGAAGAGAAAACUUGCUCAGCUAAACUUGGAUGAAUUCUUGACCACGGGUCUGGACUCUGAAGGUGACUCUACAGAGGAAAGAAAUGACGAAGUAUUAGAGGAGGAAGUCAAAACCAAACAUGUGAAAGCGAAAAAGAAGAAAGGGGCAACAACUGAAACUAAAGAAAAGAAGGUGAAGAAAAAAGGCAAUGCUUCGGAGCAUAAAGACCAGCUGUCUCGUCUUCAAGAUAAAGAUCCUGAAUUUUACAAGUUUUUAAAGGACAAUGACCAAACUCUCCUCAACUUCAAUGACUCAGAUAGUUCAGAUGAAGAAAGUGGUGUUCACCAGCUGCCAGAUCACCUAGAGGAAAAGAACGAAGAUGAAGGUGCAAGCGAUACAGAAGAAAAGCCUAAGAAAAAGAGAAAACUAGAGCAAAUUACCGUUACCAUGAAAAUGGUGCACAAGUGGAAGUCAGAAGCUAAGACGGACCUAAGGCCACGCCUCUUUCAUGAAAUUGCUCAAGCUUUCAAAGCUGCAGUGGCAACAACCCAAGGAGACGAGGGUGACGAUCCCAGCAGAUUUAAAAUAAUUGACACUGAAGUCUUCAAUGCGCUGGUGACAUUCUGUAUCAGAGACCUCUUUGUUCGCCUAGAGAAGAAACUUGAUCUGAAGCCUGCCAAAGGAACAAAGUUAUCAAAUCCAUCAAGCUGUGCUCUUUGGAAGAAGCUACGUUUGGAUAUUAAAAUGUAUUUAAACGCUGUCAUCCAGCUCCUGACUUGUCUGACAGAAGCCACAGUUGGUGCAGCUCUCCUUCAGCAUGUGAACAACACUGUGCAUUUUUACCUUUGCUUCCCGAAACACACCCGUCAACUCUUGAAGCAAGCCAUUGUUCUUUGGAGUACAGGAGAAGAAACCGUCAGAGUUUUGGCAUUCCUGGUACUAAAUAAGAUCUGCAGACAUAGACAAGACUCGUAUCUCAACCCAGUGCUAAAGAAAAUGUACAUCUCCUUUGUGAAGAACUGUAAAUUUACAUCUCCCAAUGCCCUGCCCAUGAUCAACUUUAUGCAGCGUACUUUAACCGAGAUGUAUGCACUGAACGUCCAGGCCUCCUAUCAGCACAUAUUUGUAUAUGUCAGACAGUUGGCAAUUCACCUGCGCAGCGCCAUGACCCUAAAAAAGAAGGGGGCUCAUCAGUCAGUGUAUAAUUGGCAGUACAUUCACUGCUUGUAUCUCUGGUGUCGAGUGUUGAGCACAAUUCACCCCAGUGAGGUUCUGGAGCCUCUCAUCUAUCCUCUUGUUCAAGUUAUUACUGGCUGUAUAAGACUUGUUCCAACUAUACGUUACUUCCCGCUGAGGAUGCACUGCAUACGAGCCUUGACUCUACUUUCAGAGAGUACUGGAGUUUUCAUACCAGUGUUGCCUUUUAUUCUGGAGAUUUUUCAGCAAAUGAACUUUAACAAGAGGCCAGGAAGAAUUAGUGUAAAACCUAUCAACUUUGCAGUCAUCCUGAAUUAUCCAACACCAACUUGCUGGAAAAAGUGUUCAGGGAUGGGCUGAUUGACCAAAUCUAUGACUUGACAAUGGAAUAUUUGCAUACCCAGGCUCACUGCAUCGGGUUUCCUGAGCUGGCUCUGCCCUGUAUAAUCCAGCUGAAAUCUUUCCUAAAGGAAUGUAAAGUAUCCAAUUAUUGCAAGCCAAUGCGCCAACUACUGGAGAAGAUCCAAGAGAAUUCGUCCUACAUAACUAGCAAAAGACAGAAGUGUGCCUUUGGGGUGUCUGACAGGGAAGCUGUGGUCAAAUGGGAAAAAGAAACUAAAGAAGAGGGGACACCAAUGACCAAAUAUUAUACCAACUGGAAGAAACUGCGGGAGAAAGAGAUUCAGCUAGAGAUCUCUGGCAAGGAGAGGAUGGAAGAUUUAAAUUUCCCUGAAAUAAAGAGGAAGAAGUUGGAAAAAAAGGAGGAAGAUAAAAAAGAAUUCAAAGACCUAUUUGACUCUGACAGUGAUUCAGAGGGUGGCAGUGGUGGCCUGUCACUGAAAAAAGGAAAGUCAAAAUCCUAUGAUGAGGGAGAAUCUUCCAAUGAGAAUUCUGAGAUGAGCAGUGAUGAAGAAGGGGAGUAUGAGGUGGAAGAUGAUGAAAGCAGUGAUUCAGAAGGGGAAUCGCAGGAUGAAGAGGAGGAGGAGGGGGGAGAAGCCGGAGCCCACAAGAAUAAGAACCAGAAGAAAAAUAAUAAGGGGGUGCAGCGCCUCUCUCAGGCCGAUCUCAAGGAACUAGCCAAGGGGGAAAAAGAUAUUGUGCAGGAUCUGGAAUUCUCAGACGAUGAGUAA
Staurois parvus is the source of this 2339-nucleotide messenger RNA. The record is from the annotation of a GenBank genome assembly. Lineage: Eukaryota; Metazoa; Chordata; Amphibia; Anura; Ranidae.